CUCCAAAAGUGGGAUCUGGGGAGCAACUACUCCACAAUAACCCUCGCAACAGGGAUGCCAAGACGAUAUUCUCCACGGGGGAUAAGUGAUAGCCGACAACUUUUGACCCAGCAAAGGGUCAUAGGUGGGGUCUACUUCAGAAAUCCCCGAACUACGAGCAAACAUGACUCGCAACGUGUGGAGAACCUCCGUCACUCGGACUUCUUGCCGAUGUCUUCGAUACUCGCCCUAGGCAAGGUAUAAGAAUGGGAUAGCAUCUCAGUAUCUAUUUGCAAAGUCCUUCUCAUUCACAUCAAGCUCUGUGAAGCGUCAGUCAAGAUGGCCAACUUCUCGGACGAGACCAAGAAGGUUGAUAUCGACCAUGAGAGCGUCGUUGGCGAUGUUGAAGACACCAAAGUCGCCGCCGAGCUUCAGCGACACAUCAACCAGCCGCAUGCAGAAAUUUAUGCAGAAGCCAUUGCGCGAUAUCCCAACGAUGAAGCAAUUGAUCAAGCCGAAGAGGCGAGAUUGAAGCGCAAACUUGACAGGCAGAUCUUGCCAUUGCUCGGCAUUUGCUACUUUUUCUAUUAUGUCGACAAAACCACUCUAUCAUAUGCAGCAAUUUUUGGAAUCAAAGAAGAUCUUAAUCUGGCCAAGACCGAGUACAGUUGGUUGUCGUCAGUCUUCUAUUUUGGUUGGCUCUUCUGGGCCAUUCCGUCCAACUUGAUCAUGCAAAGAUGUCGGCCCGGAUGGUACCUUUCAUUCAACAUCUUCAUGUGGGGAGUUCUGUUGAUGGCACAAGCUGCAGCAAAGAACUUCGCUUCUCUAGCAGUGCUUCGAAUUCUUUCAGGUGCCUUUGAAGCUAUUGCUGAUCCUGCAUUCAUGUUAAUCACUUCCAUGUAUUAUACUAGAGCAGAGCAGCCAUCAAGAAUCGCAGCCUGGUACGCAUGGAACGGCGUCGGUGUUGCAGGCGGUGGGCUUAUUGGGUAUGGAAUCGGCAACAUCAAAGGCGCUCUCCAAUCCUGGAGAUACGAGUUCCUCGUCGUUGGUGCAGUCUGCUCAGCCUGGGGAAUCGUCUUAGCCGUCCUGCUCCCCAACUCACCUAUCACAUUCUGGGGAUUCAACCACGAGGAAAAGCUUCUGAUGAUUGCACGCAUGCGAAGAAACCAAACUGGUAUUGAGCAACGGAAAAUAAACUGGGCGCAGAUCAAGGAGGCUUAUAUGGACUACAAGACUUGGCUCUUCGUCCUCCUUGGCUUUGUCGGUAACGUACCAAAUGGCGGCAUCAGCAACUUCUCGACAUUGGUCAUCAAAGGACUUGGUUUUAACACUUUGAAUACUGCUCUUCUUGGUGUUCCGCAGGGUGUCAUUGUUGUCAUCUGGAUUGGUCUAGGUGCCCUUUGCAAUAGAUACUUGCCCAAGAACAGUCGAACACUCAUUUGCGCCUUGUUCAUGCUUCCAACCAUUGCGGGUGCUCUUGGAUUCUUGCUCGCUCCUACAACUGCCUAUGUUGGUCGUUUGAUCUGCUUUUAUCUCACAGGCUCUUACCAAGCCUCAUUCGUCCUUUCCCUGUCGCUCGUUACUUCUAAUACUGGCGGCCAAUCAAAGAAAAUGAUCGUGUCCGGCAUGAUUUGGUUCGGCGCAUGUGUUGGUAACAUCGUUUCCCCAUUCUUCUACAAGACGGAGCAGGGCCCCAAGUACCCUUUGGGUAUCGGUUCAUUACUCGUCGCGAACUUCAUCGAAUUGGCACUGUUCUUUGUCUUCCGCUAUGCCUUCAUCUGGGAGAAUAAGAAGAAGGAGAAAAGAAGAGCCGAGUUGAGAGAAAGUGGAGUGAUAGAGGGUGAUGAUAAUUUGAAUGCCACGGCGUUUGGCGACAUGACCGACAAGGAGAACCCAAAUUUCGAGUAUGUUUAUUAGACGGGGGGAUACAUAUGGUAUUUUGCUGGAGCGGCCUGUAGAUAAUCAGGGAAUUUAGUUGGCGAACAUUGCAGUCUGGGCUGUUUUGCUAAGUUCACAUGAAGAUCACCUCAAGCAAAUUCUAUAGAUACAAAUUCUAUUAGCUCUGGAGAAACAUGGAACAAAAUGUUC
Cadophora gregata is the source of this 2067-nucleotide messenger RNA. RefSeq lists its product as uncharacterized. Gene Ontology annotation, cellular component: membrane. Gene Ontology annotation, molecular function: transmembrane transporter activity. The transcript has 6 exons. Gene Ontology annotation, biological process: transmembrane transport. The record is from RefSeq and is a predicted model, not a curated record. Bases 319 to 1896 code for a protein of 525 amino acids. NCBI's taxonomy places the organism in Eukaryota, Fungi, Ascomycota, Leotiomycetes, Helotiales, Ploettnerulaceae.